UAGUCAUCCAGCUGAGGAUGAGUUUGCCAAUGCAGAAGUAUAUUUGUACGAUUUCCACGUCGGUGGAAAUAAUUACAUAAACGUUGUCACAAAAGUACUUCUUACAUAAAUACACAAAUUGAGUUUUAAACAAUGUGAAUGGGAAUGUUUAAUUUUUUGGACAUUCAUUUUUUCAUAGUAAAGAUGUCAAUACAUACACAAUUAUAAAAUUUGCCUUUAACAAACGUCAAAGUUGUACCGGAAUACAUACAGAGUUGAGGUGAACUAUUUAACAAAUGGCCAAAAACCUUCACCGGACCGGAGAUCGCCUCCUCUACGAUGGAAUGCCAUCCCCUAUCGAUUUCGAUCAACUCACGCCACAACUCCACUUUUUUGCGGGGUCUACCAACUCGGACGGUACUUUCGCCACACACCUCCGAAGCUCCAAAUACAACAAUGACGUCGCCAAGAUACGAGAAGAUUUCGAGAAUUUCGCCGAACUGAAAUGUGGUCGCGUAAUUUUUCUGACUCACGGACUUGAAUCGGCGGGCUCCGCGAGGUGGGUGGAGGCCCUAAAAGUCGCGCUUCUCCAAGUCGACAACGCCCAACUUGUCGCCGUGCUGGACUGGGCCGUGGCCGCCAGAGCGGGUCGAAUCCACGCCAUGCACGGCGGGUAUCGCCAAGCGGCCGCAAAUUGCUUAGAAAUUGGGCGCUGGUUGGGCAACGUGGCGAAGAUCGUGUAUGAAAAUAUGGUCCGUCUUGGCGUCAAAGAGCCCUACCUUUGGGGAAUUGGGCACAGUUUGGGGGCACAUUUAAUGGGGAGAGCGGGCCAUGAGGCGGGCAUGAGACUAAAGACUUCAUCUCGUGGAUGGGGUUCCUACAUCUUGUCAAUAUUUCGUUCCCAACCGGUUUCACUUCCUACCCGGGUAUUCGAUCGGAUAACAGGACUUGACCCCGCCGGUCCUGGAUUUCAAACUAGUCUGCCCGGAUAUCGCCAAAUUUGUCGCGACGACGCCGAAACCGUCGACAUCAUCCACACCGACGGUAACUCAUCCAUCGAACUUUUAUGGCCAUUGGUUUCCGGGGCGAAAAACUACUACGGCACCCUCCUCCCCCUCGGGUCGAUCGACUUUUACCCCAAUUACGGACACAGCUGUAGAAGAACGGCCCGCGGAAACCAUUCCCUCGCGUACGACCUCUUCACGUGGUCCAUCACGAAUCCAGGCUUCUUCGUUACGGACCAGGUUUUAGAAAGGGCGCCGGAAGUGAGUCAAAUCGAGGGGCGUCCCGGUGUCAUUGUUCGUCCGUGUGAUAAAACCGUCCAGUCUGAAACGCAGGUGGAAAUGGGGUACCACCUCAAGCCGGGGAAUAGUGGGCUUUACUAUGUCAAAACUUAUCACCAGGCGCCAUUCGUUGCGAAAUUGUGAUUUAAAAUGUAUGUAAAUACUGAUAAAAGCCAAAUAAUCCAUGCCAUUGAAUAUACUCAGUUAUAUAAUUAUGAAUUCAAUAUUCCGUUCCGUAUAAUUGUACUUAAUUAUACUUUAAAUUGUACCUCGUUUAAGCAUUGUCGUCUUACUAACUAUAUAACUGUAUUAUUUGUACAAGAUGCGUCACACUUGGUAUGUUAAACAAACGUGCUCCUAAUUUACACAGUGCGUAAGCGUAAAAAUCCCGGCCCUGGGGAAAUUUAGACAGGCCCGGCCCUUUGUCUAUUUUUUGUAAUUUUUAAUCAGCGCUUAAUUGGGUCCCCAGAUUACUGUUACCAGCAUACCCGCCUAUUUUGUGCUUAGCUAGAACUACCCGUACCCGCGUGGGUAUGGACAGUUCAAUCUUUAUUUAAUUUCGCCCUAGAUAAGCUCACUGCCAUCAAAAAUAGCAGCUAACCCCCACGGCUAUCAGCAAAGCAUCAAUUUAUUACUUUAAUAUUGCGAAAGUAUUUCUUAGUUGAAAGUCAUAACUUAAAACGUACUUUGAUUGAAAAUUUUAGCUAAUCAAACCAUGGGCGUACUCACGACAACUUCUUAUUUCCCAUCGCAACUCAUUUAGCAAACUUGCGAAGAUCAAAAUAUUUCUGUCGUGAGGGGAUUCGCAAAAUAUGACUUCGCAAAUCUCGUCAAUCUUGCAAAUCUACUGAAAAACACAUAUUUUUGUAUUGUAUCCAUGGAUUUCUUUAAUUUCUCUUACUGGCGACGGUGAGGAUGAGUAUGCGAAAUAAUUUUGCGAAAUAAGCCCAAUUGCUGGGUAAAUUUUCGAAAAAAUCCCAUGGUUUUCCAGCAAAAUUUUUGCGAAAUCUCGCGUUUCUGGCAAAACUUCGCAAGUUAUGUUGCUAUGCUCAAUUUGCGAGAUAUGCGAGAUAUGCGAAGGUUCACGUGAGUACGCUCCAUAUAAACAAUGAGGAAGUGUGAUAUGAAUUGGCCCGACUGAGUAAUUUUAAAUUCUUCUGUAGAUAAAUAAGCAGACCCACAUUUUUGCGUUUUGUUAACUGAGCUACCGUUGGCGGAAUUUGUAAUUAAAUUGAACUUAAAUUAAGAAACUUUUCAGUAAACAUAAGAGUUUGCUAAAACUCUUUUCGAAUUUUAAACUGAUUUAAGAAAUUAAACUAUACGUUUGUUCGGAAUUAAAUUAAGCAUACAAAUAAUUUUUAAAAAUUCUACUUUUCAAAAACUUUGAACUACAAAAUUUUUGGGUUUUGGCAUUUUUAAAAUUCAUAAAUAGCACGAAAUUGUAAAUCAGAGUUUUAAGGAAGAGAAUAAUAUUGAACAAAUAAGUUUAUAAAUUUUUGAAAUCGGGCAAGAUACGAAAAUUUAGAACGAUUUGAAAAGUCCUGAAUAUCAGUCAAAAUUAAUUUAAGAAUUCAGCAACAGGCGAAAACAUGUGAAUUCAAGAAAAUCCCAAGAAUCUUAUGAAAUCCAUAAUUUUCUAAAACGUGGGCCCGGCCCCUUCGGGGCCCGGCCCUGGUGCGCGUCACCACCUACCACCUGCACGCGGAGGCCCUGAAUUUACAUAUAUGUUUAUUGUGCUUAAGUAAGCUGAGGCAAAAAAUGAGAUACCAGCUUUCCAGUAAAAUUAUAUAUUGCGUUACCACA
Messenger RNA from Folsomia candida, 3065 nucleotides. Its product is annotated as phospholipase A1 4. The transcript is spliced from 5 exons. NCBI's taxonomy places the organism in Eukaryota, Metazoa, Arthropoda, Collembola, Entomobryomorpha, Isotomidae. Gene Ontology annotation, molecular function: lipase activity. The record is from RefSeq and is a predicted model, not a curated record. The coding region runs from base 276 to 1406 and encodes 376 amino acids.